GCCGCUGGCUUUAGAGUUGGUAACUACACAACUCUCUUGUAUAUUCUGAUAUCUAAAAGUCUAACAAACCUUCUUCUUUUUGUCAGGACAAGAUGCUGAGAGUGUUUGACCCCAGAGCUCAGCUGACACCUGUCCAGAGUGCCCAGAGCCUCCAGAGCAACAAGGAUUCUCGCCUCCUGUGGGUCAAAGACGACCGUUUGCUCUGCACCAGCUUCGAUAUGAUACGUAGUCGAGAGGUGAGGCUGUGGGACAGCAGGAAGCUGAACUCUUCACUCAGCUCCGUGACUCUGGGUUCCUCCAGUGGGAUGACGAUCCCCCUAUUUGAUGAAGACACCGGUCUGCUGCUGCUGGCUGGAACUGGAGAUUCUGUGAUCGACUGUUUUGAAGUUUCUUCCUCCGAGCCGUUCCUCUCUCAAGUGAGCCACUGUCUGACGGAUAACUCGACCCGAGGCGUCGCCAUGGUCCCCAAGCUGGCGUUGGACGUCCUGUCCUGUGAAGUGAUGCGAGUGCUGCAGCUGACGGACGACUGCAUCGUUCCAAUCAGCUAUCAGGUCCCUCGCAAGCACUCAGGCCAGGAGUUCCAUGAGGACCUCUACCCAGAUACAGCAGGAACAUCUCCAGCCAUGUCUGCUGAAGAGUGGUGGAAGGGAGGGAACCAGCAGGUGGAGAAGGUCAGCCUCCAUCCAGACAAAAGGCCCAAAGCAACGACCGUGAAGCAACAGCUGAAGAAGGAAGUGUCCAGUGAAGGGAGCAAGGAGGACCAGGCUCGUGGAUGCUCCACAUCCAGCAGUCCUCUCAGCUCGUCCAGCAGCAGCGCCGUCCCGUCCCGAUCGCCCUCCUCCACCUCCGGACUGUCCUCAGGCUUUCUGCCCAGCCCCAGUCCCAGCCAGAGCGCCAAGGCCAUCCAGAGCAUGCUGGGACCGUCCUCUAAGUUCCGUCACAUCCAGGGAGCCGUGAUGCACCGCGACACUCACAUCACCAACAUCCGCGGCCUCAACCUGACCACGCCCGGAGAGUGUGACGGCUUCUGUGUGAACCGGCAGCGAGUGGCCGUUCCCCUCGCCAUCUCUGGAGGACAGAUCGCCGUGUUUGAGCGCUCUCAGCCCGGCCGGCUGCCGGACACCGCUCUGCCCACCAUCCAGAACUCCGUCAGCGUGGUCGACUUCUGCUGGGAUCCCUUCGACUCCCACAGACUGGCUGUCGCUGGGGAUGAUGCUAAGAUCCGGGUCUGGCAGGUCCCAGAAGGUGGACUGACAGAGACUCUGACUGAGCCGGAGCUCAUCUUACAGGGCCACACUGAGAAGAUCUACUCCAUUAAGUUCCACCCUCUGGCCAGUGGCCUCCUGGUGUCUUCAUCCCACGAUCUCUCAGUCCGGCUGUGGAGUCUGGAAAGUGGAGAACAGGUGAAGCUUCUCACUGGACACCAGGACCAGGUGUUUGGGUUGGCCUGGAGUCCUGACGGUCAGCUGCUGGCCACAGUCUGUAAGGACGGGAAAGUUCGUAUCUAUGAUCCUCGUAAGUCCAGCGAACCUGUGCAGGAGGGUCCGGGUCCGGAGGGCCACCGAGGGGCCCGGCUGGUCUGGGUCUGUGACGGAAGGUUUCUGCUGGUGUCAGGAUUCAACAGUCGCAGUGAGAGAGUCCUGUACCUGUUCUCUGCCGACCACCUGUCCUCUGGAGCUGUAAGCAGCACACCUGUGAACGUCUCCCCCUCCACCCUCAUCCCCUACUAUGACCCUGACACCAGCAUCCUCAUCCUCACCGGGAAGGGCGACACCAGAGUCUACAUCUACGAGCUGAUCCCUGAAGAGCCCUACUUCAUUGAAUGCAGCAGUUUUAACUCUCCUGAUCCUCAUAAGGGUUUGGCCUUCCUGCCCAAGACAGAGUGCAACGUUCGUGAGGUGGAGGUAGCUGUAGCGCUGAUGCUAACUAAGAGCAGCAUUGAGCCGGUGGCCUUCAGGGUGCCGAGGGUCAAGAAAGAGUUCUUUCAGGACGACGUCUACUCAGACACGGUGGUCUGGUGGGAACCGGCUCUGACCGCCUCCUCCUGGCUGUCAGGAUCCAACGGCCGACACAACAAGAUGAGCCUGAAGCCUAAAGACAUGACGCCAGUGAGUGAAGCUCCCAAAGAGGCUCCGGUGAGGAAAUACCUGCCGUCGUCUGUCUACCUGGAGGAGAAGACGGAUGAUCAGAAGAAGGAGGAGCUGCUCAGCGCCAUGGUGGCCAAGCUGGGGAACAUGGACGAGCCGCUGCCUCAGGAGUCCUUCCAGGGCGUGGACGAAGACGAGUGGGCUAAAUAUCUGGCUCAGAUCAUUGUCAUGGGGGUUCAGGUGGUCGGACGGGCGUUUGCUCGAGCUCUACAGCAAGAAUAUGCAGCCAGUCAAGCUGCAGCUCGGGCCAGAGGAGCUGCAGGUCAGCAGUCGGCUGCAGCGUCCAGCAUCACGGGGAUGAGCCUUCAGGAGGCCCAGCAGAUCCUCAACGUGUCCACACUCACCCCCGAGGAGAUCCAGAAGAACUACGAUCACCUGUUUAAAGUCAACGACAAGUCAGUGGGAGGUUCCUUCUACCUCCAGUCCAAAGUGGUUCGAGCUAAAGAGCGUCUGGACGAGGAGCUGAACAUUCAGACACGACAAGAAAAACAGGACAGCUCAGAAACAUGAAGUCAUGCUCGCCUUCCCCCUCCCUCUGUAAAUUAUAACCCAUUAAAAGACUUUUCUCUA
Acanthochromis polyacanthus (spiny chromis) is the source of this 2717-nucleotide messenger RNA. RefSeq names its product coronin 7 (gene coro7). The record is from RefSeq and is a predicted model, not a curated record. Lineage: Eukaryota; Metazoa; Chordata; Actinopteri; Pomacentridae. Gene Ontology annotation, molecular function: protein binding.